UAAUUUUCGAAUUCGUUAAGCGUUCGCUCUUACAUUCCGGUCGGGAAGUGAAGAGGGGCGAACACGCGAAGCCCUAAUUCCCAGUCUCAUUCCCCCUCUUCUCCCACUCCUUCGAAGGUGUUCGAGGUUUCUUGGCUCGUGAUCCUGCCAAUGAUGGAGAGCUCGGAGGAGGCCAAGGCGUUGCACAAGGACUGCGUCAAGGUAGCCGUCAACGUCCGGCCGCUCGUCACCACGGAGCUCCUCAUGGGCUGCACCGAUUGCGUCACCGUCGUUCCUGGGGAACCCCAGGUUCAUAUAGGAGCACAUGCAUUUACAUUCGAUCAUGUUUAUGGGAGUUCAGGAUCUCUCUAUUCCUCCAUUUUUGAAGAGUGUGUUCUACCUUUGAUUGAUGCACUAUUUCAUGGAUAUAACGCCACCAUUUUUGCAUAUGGACAGACAGGUUCAGGCAAGACCUACACAAUGGGAACUAACUAUACAGGCGAAGGUGAUAGUGGGGGUAUUAUACCAGAAGUAAUGGACAUGAUAUUUAGAAAGAUUGAUGCCAUGAAGGACACAACAGAAUUUUUAGUUCGAGUAUCUUUUAUUGAGAUAUUUAAGGAGGAAGUCUUUGAUUUGUUAGAUCCACAAUCUCGAACUGAUGGUACUUCUGUAGUCAAACCAGCAGUGCCUAGAGCUCCGAUACAAAUUAGAGAGACAGCAAAUGGUGGGAUAACCCUUGCUGGUGUUACUGAAGCUGAAGUGAAGUCGAAGGAGGAGAUGGCAUCUUAUCUAACUCGUGGGUCCAUUUGCCGUGCAACCGGAAGUACAAAUAUGAAUAAUCAAUCAAGUCGUUCACAUGCCAUUUUCACAAUAUAUGUGGAGCAAAAGAAAGCCAAUAAUGGAUCUUGUAGUGGGAUGGGUAACAAUGAAGUAGCUGGGGAGGACAUAUUGUUUGCAAAGUUUCACCUAGUGGAUCUUGCUGGUUCUGAACGAGCAAAACGAACUGGAGCUGAUGGAAUCCGACUGAAAGAAGGCAUACACAUUAAUAGGGGUUUGUUAGCUCUUGGCAACGUUAUCAGUGCACUUGGAGAUGAGAAAAAGCGAAAAGAUGGGGGACAUGUCCCAUAUCGUGAUAGCAAGUUGACUCGUCUCUUGCAGGAUUCUCUUGGUGGUAAUAGCAAAACAGUUAUGAUAGCUUGCAUUAGCCCUGCUGAUUCAAAUGCAGAAGAGACCAUUAAUACUCUUAAAUAUGCCAAUCGUGCACGCAAUAUCCAGAACAAAGCAGUGAUAAACCGUGACCCAGUGGCUGCUGAGAUGCAAAGAAUGCGUAGUCAAUUAGAGCAAUUGCAGGCCGAAUUACAGUUUUGUCGUGGUGGAGGUGCGCCUUUUGAGGAACUUCAGGUUCUCCGGCAUAAAAUAUCAUUGCUUGAAGCAAGCAAUGCUGAUCUCCGCCAGGAGCUAAAGGAGCGCCAAGAUAUCUGUGAGCACUUAAAACAAUGUGCUUUUGAUGCACAGGUGGAAAAAGAUAAGUUGAUUUUGAAGAUCGAAUCAGCCCGUAGUGGAACGUCCUGGGAUGAGAUUGAUGAAAUGGAAAAAAUUAAGGACUUAGAUCUUACAAAUGGUUAUAUAAAAAAGAUUCAAGAGUUGGAAGCAGAGUUACUACGGGUUCGAAGUUCUUCUCGUCCUUGUGGAAAUUAUUUGAUGAAUUGCCCUGCUUUGGUUGAUAUGGCCUCAGGUUGCAUUGAGAGGACUCUUGAUUUUUCCAUGGAAGUGGAAGAAGAUGAAAAAGAGAGGGAACACUCCAUGUUACAAGAUCAAAUUGAUAAGGAGCUUCGGGAGUUGGACAAACGGCUGGAACAAAAGGAGGCGGAAAUGAAGCAAUUUGCAAAAUCUGAUACAGCAUUUCUUAAACAACAUUAUGAGAAGAAAUUAUUGGAGCUGGAGCAGGAAAAGAAAUUAUUGAUGAAGGAGAUUGAAGAUCUUCGGUUCAACCUUUCAAGUCUGUCAUAUACUUCUGAUGAGAGUGCUGAAAAGCUGAAGGCAGACUAUAUUCAAAAACUGAACAUGCUUGAAACUCAGGUAUCUGAGUUGAAGAAGAAGCAAGAGGCACAAGCUCAGUUGCUGAGGCAAAAGCAGAAGAGUGAUGAAGCAUCUAAAAGGUUACAGGAAGAAAUUCAGAGGAUAAAGUCUCAAAAGGUUCAAUUGCAACAUAAAAUGAAGCAAGAUUCUGAACAGUUUAGGUCUUGGAAGGCUUCACGAGAAAAAGAAGUUCUUCAGCUUAAGAAAGAAGGUCGAAGGAAUGAAUAUGAAAUGCACAAGCUCUUGGCUUUGAAUCAGAGGCAAAAAAUGGUUUUGCAAAGAAAGACUGAAGAAGCUGCUUUGGCAACUAAAAGACUCAAGGAGCUACUUGAAGUGAAGAAGUCCUCUCGUGAGGCAUCUGCAACUGGCAAUGCAAAUGGUCCAGGUAUUCAGGCAUUGGUGCAUGCUAUAGAGCACGAACUUGAAGUAACAUUAAGGGUUCAUGAAGUAAGAUCGGAGUAUGACAGGCAGAUGCAAGAGAGAGCUGCCAUGGCUAAAGAGGUAUCAAGGCUUAAGGAAGAAUCUGAAAUGCUUAAGCGGAAAAUUAUAAGUGAAAGUCCUCAGACAAUGUCUCCAAGUGCCCGAAAUUCAAGAAUUUUAGCUCUUGAAACUAUGUUGAAAACUUCAUCUGGUGCCUUGGUUUCCAUGGCUUCACAAUUGUCAGAAGCUGAGGAGCGUGAACGAGUUUUUAGUGGCAGAGGACGAUGGAAUCAAGUCAGAUCACUUGCUGAAGCAAAAAAUUUAAUGAACUAUUUGUUUAAUUUGGCAUCAUCAUCAAGGUGCCACUUGCACGAUAAAGAAGUGAAAUGCAGAGAACAGGAUUCUGAGAUAACUGAACUCAAGAACAAGUUGGUGGCACUCAAUAUCUCAAAGAGACAAUUGGAAGAACAAUUGAUGGAAGCACGUAACCAGAAUUUGCAGAGGUUAACUGCCAAGAGACGUAAUGAGGAUCCUGCUGGAAGUUCUGGAACUGAUAUCUGUGUUUAUGAGGAAGAUGGACCUUCCAAUGCUAUGCAUAAGGAUCCAAGAGAAACCCAGUGUUCCAGUCAAGGUGUUGAUAAUCUAGAUGAUAUGGAUACAUCAGAAUCUGACAUGUCAGAUGUGUUCAAGUCAGAUGAUGAGGCAUCAGAGGAGUCUCAUUCUGAUUUGAAUGAUGAAGACUGGGUACAAUCUGGAAAAAAGAACAUAAAGAAGCGAUUUAGAAACCAUCAAAAUGGAAAGUCUACAACAGAAGAAAGUCAUACUGUGGAGAACUUAUUGUCGGAGGUACCAAAUGAAAAGGGAAGGAUCGAGGUUGAAAAGGAUGGGCUUGAUCAUUGCUGCUCUUGUUCAAAGGGAUCAUCUUGUAAGACCAUGAGAUGUGAGUGCCUAGCUCUUGGCAGUGGUUGCAGCACUAAUUGUGGGUGUAUUCCUUCAAAAUGUACUAACAGAAAAGGUGGAUUGAUUAAUACUGAUAUGGAUGAAAUAACCAACUCAGAAGCAGCAGGAAGUGGUGGAAGUCAUUCUUCGUUAGAUCAUGCGGAUGAUGUGAAUAGAAAAUUGGUAUCUGAGGGCACAAUGCUUCUGCAGAGUGCACUGAGCAAGAAAACUGUAGAGAAUGAUGUACAACCAAGAAAGCCCUUAUCUAAUAUUGGGAAUACUGCGAUGAACCGAAAUGCAAUGAAACCAGGCAGGAGGAGAAAAUGGCGUAAAUCAACAUUUCAGCUUGUUCCAACUGGACCUUCUCCGCCCUCAAUGCUACAAAACAAUGAAGCUACAACCAUCAGGGAGGAUGUUCCCCUAAGACUGCCUCGAGCAAUGGAUUCUAUGGCCCUAGAUAAUAAUCCUCCUUUCGUGGAUAGGAAUUCCAUCAGAGCUGAUGAAUCUGUGAGCACCAACAAGGAGAUCAGAGGUCUUAUUUCCCAGGGGUUGCGUAAGAAAGCAUCUAAAGAGAAGGAGAACCAUAUGAUAUAAUCAGGCUGGUGAGUUUCUGGCUUGGCUCUCCUGUGCUUCCUUCCAGUCCUUUCAAAACCUUGUACUGAUUAAAUCCGAAUACUGCCAAUUUCAUGGAUCUCGUGGUUCAAGAAAUAUAAUGGAUUGUAAUGAUUGUUUUGGAUCCUGUAAUUAGUUCCCAGUGGCAUUCAAACUUCUCAAUAAUCAAAACAUUCGUGACGAGCACAAUCUAUAAUGCCCCAUCUAUAUAGGUUGUCCAAUCCAAAUAUCAUUGAUUGCAAGACCAAGAUGUUUGAUCCUUGCAAAAUGUAAUUUGUAAAAAAAAUACAAAUAUUCUUUUGGUUAACUGU
Molecule: messenger RNA, 4340 nt
Organism: Musa acuminata AAA Group (dessert banana)
Lineage: Eukaryota; Viridiplantae; Streptophyta; Magnoliopsida; Zingiberales; Musaceae
Product: kinesin-like protein KIN-4C
Exons: 28
Coding region: 151-4011 (1286 amino acids)
Biological process (GO): microtubule-based movement; spindle elongation; mitotic spindle organization
Cellular component (GO): microtubule associated complex
Molecular function (GO): ATP binding; microtubule binding; microtubule motor activity
Source: RefSeq, a predicted model, not a curated record